AUGGCGUCCCCUAGUGGAAAGGUUGAUCUUUCCAAGAAAUUAUCAGAGUUACGGUCAAACAACCGCCGAUCUCAAACCGCCGCGUCUCGCGAUACCCCAACCGCCCCUCCCUUGCCUUCGCCGCCAGAUCUCUCCGCCCACCAUCAGUACACACAUCCCACCCGUCGCAUUCUCUCUCCAAAGGACCAUGAUUUGUUCCAGUCCUCCUCCACCUACAAACUAGUUCUAGCCUUCAUCUUUCGUCUAUCCGAUUCAGUAAAGGGCCGUCAAGCUCCCCCUCGCGAGCCUUCUAACCAAACAACUCCUGGUUCCGAUCCGAUCUCAAAGUUACUUAGCGUUGUGGGACAGCUCCGAUCACUUGUUGAGAAGAACCCAGCUCUAGACCAAGGUGGUUCACGAUUUGGAAAUCCUGCAUUCCGCGCCUUCUUCGACGAUGUUGCAACACAAAGCUUGACAUGGCAUACUGAUAUUCUUGGGUAUGCUCAUCUGGAUAUUCCCGCGGAAGCCAAGACUAAUAAUAUUCAUUUUAGUGUAACUGAUAAUUCCGCCAUUGACGAAUGCUCCACAUAUCUUAUCAACUCGCUCGGAUCGCGAGACCGACUAGACUAUGGCUCAGGUCAUGAGCUGAACUUUAUGAUGUGGCUGUUGAGUCUGUACCAGCUCGGUCUACUGCCCGCCACAAACGCCACUUUCCAAGCUCUGGCUCUGCAGGUCUUUGUUGAAUAUCUGUAUCUGAUGCGAGAUAUCCAAUCAACAUACUAUCUAGAGCCUGCGGGUUCCCACGGUGUUUGGGGUCUAGAUGACUACCAUUUCUUGCCGUUUUUGUUUGGUGCUAGCCAGCUCGUCGAUCACCCAUACAUUACCCCACUCAGCAUUCACAACUCAGUUGUACUUGACGAAGAGGGAGACAAAUAUCUCUACCUGGAUCAAGUACGGUGGGUGGAUAGCGUCAAGACUGUGAAGGGAUUACGCUGGCAUAGUCCUAUGCUGGACGACAUCUCAGGCGCGAAGAAUUGGUUCAAGAUUGAAAGUGGUAUGAAGAAGAUGUUUGUCAAGGAAGUCUUAGGCAAGCUCCCUAUUAUGCAACACUUCUUGUUCGGAAGCCUUUUGCCUGCUGCAGAGGGCAUGGGCGAUGAUGCUGUGGAGAACUUAACUGAUGCGAUGAGAUGUAUGGGUGACCAUUCCCAUGAGGACCAGGCUGGUGGUAAGGGCCAUGGCAAUCAUACAGAUUAUUUCGGAGACUGCUGUGGUAUCAAGGUCCCCAGCACAAUUGCCGCUGGUGCUGAGAUGCGUAAGCGCAUGGGUGGCACUGGAUUGCGUCCGAUCCCAUUUGAUUAA
This is a messenger RNA of Penicillium malachiteum, 1338 nucleotides long. Its product is annotated as serine/threonine-protein phosphatase 2A activator. The coding region runs from base 1 to 1338 and encodes 445 amino acids. Gene Ontology annotation, biological process: mitotic spindle organization. The transcript has a single exon. Gene Ontology annotation, molecular function: peptidyl-prolyl cis-trans isomerase activity; protein tyrosine phosphatase activator activity. NCBI's taxonomy places the organism in Eukaryota, Fungi, Ascomycota, Eurotiomycetes, Eurotiales, Aspergillaceae. The record is from RefSeq and is a predicted model, not a curated record. Gene Ontology annotation, cellular component: nucleus; cytoplasm; protein phosphatase type 2A complex.